UCUCCAGUGUGCCACUUCGGAAGUAGGUCACCGCUCGCCGAUUUGUUCACCGUGUCUUCGGCUACUGCUCGCAGAUAUGUAGCUCCGCGGCUCGACACGAGCAGCCCGACCGAAGCGAAACUAACCAGCAGCGAUUUGGAAAAAAAAAAAGGGGGGAGUUAAGUGUGUGUGCGUGUUUGUAUGUGUGUGUGUGUGGGUGGGGGUCUAGUUUUAAAAUCCCGAUGGGACACGGAAGCUACACGAUGAACCGCGGCGGAGAUGAUCGCUCCCGAAGCUUCUCCCAAACUCGUCCGUGAUUUGACUCUCCCGUGCGGACUGCUCGGAGCCCCUGCGAUGGAUUGAUCGAUUAUCGGGGGUUUUGGAGUCCUUUUUUUCUUUUUUUCACUUCGGAUCUCGGCGCUCCUGCCCCAGCAUGCUGUCACACUGACCGUGGCCAAAGAUUGGAUGGCAUCAGUUGAUGACUCAUGAUGAUUCCUGUUGACGGGCCGCUCUGAAUUCCAACCACUGUCGUAGAUGCAGUAUCUGCUCCAGGACGAGACCAUGGUGAAAGAUCAGCAAAAUCAGCAAGCAACAGGUGGGAAGUCCCACAGGGAAAAGAGAAGUGGAAUGAGAAAAAGGAAAGAGAGAAUGGAGGAGCAGAGAGGAAAGAAGCAGGGGAUGUCACACCAAUUUAGGAAGAAGACAUUGGCGGGGCGCAUGGGAGAUGCACUGGAUUGUUGUGUCCUGCUCACCCGUUUGGAAGAGAAAAGAGUUUUAGGCAAAGACUUGCGGAAAACUUGCAAAGAACCAAGCAGGCAAGUCAAAAAGAAGCAGGACUCCUCUGAAAGCAGGACCAAAUUUCACAAGUUGAAAAAAUCAGCUUCUCAACAAGCACUGAAACCAAAAAGUUGCAAAUCUGAAGCCUUACUCACGUGGCCGCCGCUUGUUACUGAGCCACGCAGGAGGAGAAUGGCCUCUCUCAAUGCAGAGGCAGUCAACAGCUUGCUGCUCUACAGGGCCGAUUCCCUUGCAUCCAAUCCCACUAAAAAAGAGCAGCCCUCAAAUGAAGCUCUGCCUAAAGGUGAGAGGAAAUCUCAUGGAGCCAAAAAGGUUCUCCGGCGAGGGAAAACACACUUGAGAGAAAGUAAUAAAAAACAGAAGCGGUCCACGGUGGAGACUCCGCCAGUCGACUGGUUGAGUCUGUUUGCCCCGACCCCUCGGCGUCAGGCAGGCCUCACCGCUGCAACACUGCUUAAACUCACCAGUUCCCUCUAUGGAAACAAGCGGCAAAAGAAGCAGGAGUCCAAGCCUGUGAGUGAAAGUAAGGCUAAGGAUUCAACUCAGGUUGAGAUUAGCGGUAAGCCUUUAAGUGGAGCAACACCGCAGACCAAAAGAAGAACAAAUCCAAAACACAAUGAGCAGCUAAAGCACAUUAAACAGGGUAAAGAGGAUCCAGUUCAUUCCCAACCAGGCUCUCCUGUCCAGGGAUGUUGUAGUCUCUGUAAGACGGGGGCUUUGGACCCAGAGUGGAAGUCAGGUGGACAAGAGUGUUUAAAGACACGCCACUGUGGCUCCACGCUAGGAUUCUCCUUAAAAACAAUCAAAGAAGAGCAGGAAGAGACCGAAGUGUCAACCUGCUAUUGCUGUACGCAAGAGAGGUGUGUCGAGUACUGCCACAGACUGGCCCUCUUCCUCAAAGAUAAGACCAUCAAGGAGCUGGACGACCAAGGCUCGGUCUCUGAGGUGUUCCAUCACCAUCACCACCACCACCACCACCAUCAUCAUCACCACCACCUCCAGACCAGCCACCCGGCAGCCAUAACCAUCACGCCACACACGUACACCUGUUUCCCCAGCUACUGUGUUCACUUUCGCCACCCGGACUCCUCACCAUCGUCCAUGACACCCCUCGCUUUAUGUCCAAAGAGCAGCAAAAGACCCAAACUGCUGCCCAGCUCCGGCACACCCCCCUCAGGGAUUUCUCAUUCAGUCUACUGCUGCACCUCCGUGGAAGCGUGCUAUGAAGAGCCCUGCAGGAUUAAUGGCUAUUCCACUUACGGCAGUGUCAUUCCGGCCAUUUCCAGGGGAGGUUGCAGCAAAUGCACCCAUGGCAUUAACAGAGAUGCCUACUCAUCAACCCUCAAAGACCAUCACAGCCUGUCCUCCGUCCCCAUCUGUCCCAGCCCAAGAAUCCGCACUGGCUGCCCCAUUCCCACUGUGCCUCCAGCCGGCCAAUCAGUGCCCCCGGUUCAGACUCCGUUGUCCGACCCGAGGCAACCGCAGCAGCCCCCCCUGAAUGUGGCCAGGGAGUGUCCGCAGAGUGCCAAGCCGCCCAGCGGGUCCAGGUCCAGCGCACGCAGCAGCGGCGGCAUCAGCCCGGUUGUGUUCCCACUCCAAAAGGAAAAGAAACAGAAGCUCGGUUCUGCCAGCGCCAGACGACAAGCGGUUGCCAAGCAGCCAAAGAACUGCCGCCAAAAGAGUACCAACGGCUGGCGACCAGUCGGCCUCCCCUUUGAAAAUGACGUUUUCUGUCUGGGAGAGGACACUCUGGUACCGAGGAAGUGCUUUCAAGGAGUCCAGAGGGACAGAGAGCUGAUUCGGGUCAGGGACACUGUCCUGCUGAAGUCUGGACCACGAAAAAAGUCCCUGCCUUAUGUGGCUAAGAUCUCAGCUCUGUGGGAGGAGCCUGAGACAGGAGAGUUGAUGAUGAGUUUGUUUUGGUACUACCGUCCAGAACACACGCAGGGGGGUCGCAAUCCCAAUGUGCAUUGUCAGAAUGAGAUCUUUGCGUCUCGUCACCAGGAUGUGAACAGUGUUGCCUGCAUUGAAGACAAAUGCUUUGUCCUAACACUGGCACAGUAUUGUCGAUUUUGUGCCUUGGUAAAACGCCGAGGGGAGGGCGUAUCCGACAGCGCCGCCUCUCUUCUGGUGCCGCCCAUCGUCUGCCCUGCCACACCCCGCCACCGCUGCGUGCCCGACGACGUCGAUCCGGGGCUGGUGUUUUUCUGUCGGCAUGUCUACGACUUCCGCUACGGACGCCUCCUCAAGAACCUGCAGUAGCGUCCGACAAAGGAAACGACACAUCCAACACGCUACUUACUACCAGAAGAGCCUGCUGAGGGAAGAGGUGGAGGGUUUUUGUUUGAAGGAUUGCAAUAUUAUUUUGUUUUCACCCAGACGCACACUUAUGAAGUAAGGUCUGACAUAUUGUAAUGUUGAAUCAUACAGGACUUCCUGGUAACGCUGCUGUGGUACUUUCUCCUGCAGGUUUUAGUAAUACGCCGCUUGACGGUAUAUUUGGAGAACGCAAUAUUUGCUUACCUACUAAAGAUGCAAAAAAUUAAGUGCCCCCAUAAAUUACUUUUUUUGUGUUGUCCACUUAAGAGGACUUGCUGAUGGACAACAUCUGGCAACCAGUGGAUAUACUUUUAUAAAUGACUCGAUCAUUUUUAAUAAAAUAAAUUAAGUUAAUAAGCUAAUAUAAUUUAUUUUUCAAAAUUACCCUAUGGUUGGUCCAGGGUGUGACCCGCCACUCGCUCAGCGUCAGCUAGGCUAGGCUCCAGUUUACUCUAAAAAGGGGAGGGAUCUUAGCAUACUGUAUACAAGCGCAACAAUAGACUCAAAAUGGUAAAUGGGUGACCUACUCACAGAAGCCACAAAAAAAAGCUGUUACUAAAAACAAUGGCUUUUGAAACACAUUUAGUGUCGGUAAUGAAGAAAAUGUUUCUAGCAGACGUUUACUGGACAGACCAUUUGAGGUAUAAUCGUCCUUCGCCACAUCAAAUUUUAUAGAUUUUUUAAAGCAUGUUCGACAUUUUUACCCUAAAUUAGGCAUUAUCAAGCAUAGAAACAGCAAAGUGGAGUAAUCAUAUCAAUACCACAGUAGUAUUGGUCACUAAACUAAUCAGAGCACGCUGUUCAGUAUGGUGGCUAAUGAUUGACUCAGCCUCCCCCAGCAUCACUACAGUAUAUUAAAUUAAAAGAUGUUAUUUGUUGUCUAGAGGGCUCUCAUAAUGUUUAAAAAACAUACAGUAUUCAAAAGGUCGGAAACUGUUUUUUAUGCUUUCUACUUUGUGGAAAUGAAUUGAGAGGCGACUGUACUACAUUUUCCUAGAAGUGACACGUAGCUUCACGUAGUUAGUGACCAGGUAAUAUACAGUAUGUUCCCUCCAAAAUCCAACUGAGUUGCUUUGGAAAGUGAAAAACCAAGCGGAGUGACUUAGAAUGCGGACUAUAUCGUACUCUGUGGCGGCGUCACGGCGGAGUGUAUAUUUGCGUUUUGUCAGUCGCCUGUAUUCUUUCGCUGUGAGUAAGUAGACGAUGUAUUCGCUGGUAGCAUUUAGACGGCGGUGAUGAUGCAUUCCUCCAUCUUUGAAGAGAAGAUAACAUAUUUAUUUCUGUAUGAAGAAAAUCUAUAAUUUAUUUUCAAAAGAAAGACUUGUAGACUCGUUAGUCUCUUGUUUUAGCUGCACUGUUUGCAAUAUUGGUGUUAGUGUGACUGAUGAGACCUUGUGGUGAUCUAUUCAAGUCCUCCCGGCAGGUUUCAUCAUAGUUUAAAGUCAUCUGCUUGAUCACAGGAAGGAGUUUGACUUCUUUUUUUCUUUUUCUUCACCUUCUCUGCUUUGCCUCCUCAUUUUUUUACUACAGACAAUGAUUUGUGCCCUUCAGCUUGCUGCCUUAUAGAACAUUCCCAGACUUUUAUUUGGAAAUGUGUUGGCUUUAUGAUGUUUUAGAUCUCACACACACACACACACACACACACACACACACACACACACACACUUUUUUUACUCAUCUAAUCUUUGGAGGCCUAAACUUAACAUGUCCACACUGCACACCUAAAACAUGCACACUCAUUGACGGGACAAACAAUAGCUUGAGAAUUAUCCUUAUUUAUUUUCAUGUGAAUGAGAAAGUACUUGUAUUUAAAUGAAUAGAAAAAAAUUUGCACAAAAGAUUAUUUUUUUUGCAUAAAUAUUGGCCUGUUUGUUGGCUUGGCGCACCUUUGUUAUUAUGCAACUUUAUUUUAAUAACAAUUUUUGCUUUAAGCCAUAACAGUGCUUUCCCUAGUGGCCAGAAAAAAAUGCACAAAUAUUUAGGUUAUCUUAAAAGUAAGCACAAAUUACCCACAACACAUGUCAAUUACCAAGCAAAUUCGAUUGUAUUUUUUAUUUUAAUCUCUAAUACAAAUAAGAAUUUAUGUGAUGUUGUGGCAUAAAACAAAAAUAUACAAUUUGGAAUAGUAUGCUCCUAUGUUGUACAGCUCCAAAAUAAAUGAUAAAUAAAUAUAGUAUUCAUUCAGCCAGUUCUCACAAUAAUUUAGUAGAAUUACAAUGCAAAAUGUCCAUGAUAAAAAAAUAAAAAGUGAACAAAUAAUGUAUAAUAUAUAUAAUUAAAUUUACAAUUAACAUUUAUGUGUUUUUUUGUUUUGUUUUUUUGGUGAAAAUAUUGGUUUGUUGGUACACCUUUUAUCAGAAUCAAAUGUAUUGGGCAAGUAUGUUUAACACAAUAAGAACAAUCAUAAAAAAUAUUUUUAAAACAUUAAUUAUGCAUUAAGCUGAUGUUUUAUUUAUCUUUCAUACUGGGCACAAAAAUAGAACAACAGGAAAUUCUUUAAAAAGUUUAGUUUUUAGUUUUAAUUGGGAAAAAAAUAUUCUGUUGCUGUUUUAAAUAAAGAAAAAAGACGUGAUAAAAGGAUGCUUGGCGACCAUAUUAAAAAUAAUUGAAUUUAAAUAAAUGUAUUACAUUGUUUUAAUUAACUUUCUUUUUAAGAAUUUAGUUUAAAAGUACAAAAUGUGUUCAUACUUUUUUUUUAAAUUUAAGGCAAAAGCACUUUUUAAUAGAGUACAAGUAGAAGAAAAGUUUUUUAGGUAUUGAUAUAGUUGAAGGUUGACUUUAAAAAUUGUUAUUAUUAACCCAAAUGUAAUAACAUGAUAGUUUUUGUAGCAAAAUACAGCACAACAUGUCCGCUUGCUACAUCAUUGAGUAUUUUGUUGCAGGAUUUAUCUUUUUUGUACCUUUAGACGCCAAUUUAGGAGGGGAAAAAAAGAAAAUUGGAAUACCUUCCUACUAAAUUCUGGUGAGAACACGUUGCUUUGUUUCCGCUCUGAUCUGACUGUGAAUGCAAGGUGACAGAUGAUUGCGGUUCGCAAGUUCAAGUCCUUUAAGAAAGUCCCACCGGGUGUUCUUCCAGUAUAGUGUGGCCUUAGGAGUCACUCAGCUCUUCUCGUUAAUCAACAUGUGAUACUAAAUGUCUUAAUUGGUCCUCUGUGCCUGUCCUUGUACGCCCAUAUUAACACACACACACACACCCACACACACCCAAAUAUAAAUACAUAUACAAAUGUUAUUUCCAGAAAGACAAAUGUGAGCAGUUAGUUUAUUUUGAUGUAUUACUUCCAAAUGCCUUUCUUUCCUUCCAGUCAGAUGACACUGGUCUGAUGUUGACUUGCACCAAAAAAAAAGGUAUCGAACAUGAACUGCUUAUCAUUCCUAUGUAAGUGUAGAAGAAUGUUCUAGCUAAAUGUCGGUUCUUCUGGUGUGAGUUUAUGUUCGUAUUCUCUGCAUGGCAUUUGGGAAGUACAGUAUCUCGGAAAUAUUAAUCACAGCACAGUUUAUUUGUAAUGAUUCCAAUGGACCUCUGUAAUAUAAGAAAAUAUUUAAUUGUAAUAAAUAAUAUAUGAGUUUGA
Molecule: messenger RNA, 6668 nt
Organism: Nerophis ophidion (straightnose pipefish)
Lineage: Eukaryota; Metazoa; Chordata; Actinopteri; Syngnathiformes; Syngnathidae
Gene: bahd1
Product: bromo adjacent homology domain containing 1
Exons: 7
Coding region: 514-3039 (841 amino acids)
Molecular function (GO): chromatin binding
Source: RefSeq, a predicted model, not a curated record